Molecule: messenger RNA, 1243 nt
Organism: Priapulus caudatus
Lineage: Eukaryota; Metazoa; Priapulida; Priapulimorpha; Priapulimorphida; Priapulidae
Exons: 6
Coding region: 1-819 (272 amino acids)
Source: RefSeq, a predicted model, not a curated record
AUGAUUUCUUCAGAAAUCAAGGAUGUACGAAUUUACAUCAAACACCUAUAUAACAAAUCUAACACCGAAUGCGCCCUCGCGUUGUAUAAUGGUGAAAGUAAAUCCUUAGGAAUCAAGUAUGGGAUGAGCUGCCGCGAGGAGGAGAACACAACGGAAGGUACAGCACUGCGACCACCGCCGACGACCGCUGCACGGAGAUGGCAUCUCCCUACAGAGGAUCGUCCUGAAUCGACACCAGUCGUACGAGUAGCAGCAGAUGUGCACUCAAUAGAAGGCAGCGACACUGGCCUCUCUGUAAAAUUUUGCUCCGAGCCAGAGUUUGACGUAGUACGCUGGAGCUGGCAGGGAGUCCCCAAACUUGCUGUAACAGCACCCAACCAGAAGGCUGUUUAUGAUCGAUACACAGCCGUUGUCAUCGCUGAUUUGGAGGCUGCUCCGGGGUGCUAUGAAUCGUUCUUACAAAUAUAUAAUGUGCAAGCAGAGGAUGAGACCGUGUACCACUGCCAUAUCUCAAACAGCAAAGGAAUGUCUACCGCUACUGUCGCUGUUACCAUCGGGCCCGAGUCGCUGGGCUGGGAGUGGAUUCUGCUCAUAUGCACAUUGAGCGUUGCUGCAAUUCUCGGAGUUACAUUGCUAUUGAUGUGGGUGUGCCAUAGCGAACCACAAAAGGACGCCACGACAGCGCGUCUCGAUAGCGAAAAGGAGGACAAGGAUCGUCUCGUGAUGCACGAACAUAAUGCACCACGUAGAGGCAGUCACGGGAACGGGUACCCAGACACACGACGGGACCGUGAUCGAGACGAUGUUGUUCAGUUUUAGACUCCGAAUCAAUGAUUUUAAUUGAUGAUGUAAGAUUUUAUUGUCCACAAACGAGAGAUUUUAUAUAAACGCAAACGCCGUGAAUUUGGCGUUUCCUUUCUACGACGUUAAUAAUGAAUAUUUAGUUUGUAUUGAAAUUUUGUAGCAGAUAUAUAGAAAUCUUUUAUGUUUUAUAGAAGAAUUUCCUUAGAAAAACUAUUAGAAGAAUGUUGUUGAAAUAAUCAGUGUAUUUUGCCGUAGUCUGGGAAAACACUUCCCUUGGAAAACUCUUUUCGCAAUAUGGCGUUUUAGAUAUACUAAUUAAUCCAGCUGAAUUAUCAAUACGACUGCGACUCUGACUUGUCUAAUUGACUUAUCAGUUUUUGUUAAUGUGACAAUAAAAGUGAUCAACAUACGCUGAUAAAUCCGAUUAGAUAAUAUUAAA